Messenger RNA from Fibroporia radiculosa, 780 nucleotides. RefSeq lists its product as uncharacterized. Lineage: Eukaryota; Fungi; Basidiomycota; Agaricomycetes; Polyporales; Fibroporiaceae. Gene Ontology annotation, biological process: transsulfuration. Gene Ontology annotation, molecular function: pyridoxal phosphate binding; carbon-sulfur lyase activity. The transcript is spliced from 2 exons. Gene Ontology annotation, cellular component: cytoplasm. The coding region runs from base 1 to 780 and encodes 259 amino acids. The record is from RefSeq and is a predicted model, not a curated record.
AUGUCCGACGAUUCCGACAAGAAAAUACCUGUGUACGACCUCCCGACCCCAGAGUCUGAAUCGCCCUCACUGCCGCGUUCUCGCCAGCCGUAUCGUUUUUCUACUCUCAUAGCUACAGUAGAGACCCCAAAUGCAGGCCAUCAGGAUCAGCAUGGCAGCUCCAGCGUCCCAAUCUACCAGACAGCCACUUUUAAGGGUGUGGGUGGCCAGUACGAUUACUCCAGGAGCGGAAACCCCACACGAACUCAUUUGGAACAUCACAUUGCGAAGAUAUCAUCCGCUGAACAUGCCUUUGUCGUAUCAUCUGGCAUGGCAGCGCUCGAUAUAAUUACUCGCAUCCUCAAGCCCGGCUGCGAGGUCAUCGCCGGAGACGAUCUCUACGGAGGCACGAACCGCUUGCUCACUUUCCUCCGCACAAAUAUGGGCGUGACUGUGCACCACGUCGACACCACUCAGGCAACCACGGUUGUUCCGUACCUGAGUCCUGGAAAGACAUCCAUGGUUCUUCUCGAGACUCCGACGAACCCGCUGCUCAAGGUUGUUGAUAUUGCGCGCAUCAGCGCGUUGGUGAAGGAGAGAUGCCCAGACGCGAUCAUCGUUGUAGACAACACGAUGAUGAGCCCGUACCUGCAGCGCCCUCUCGAACACGGUGCAGAUAUUGUAUAUGACAGUGCGACGAAGUAUCUCAGUGGGCACCAUGACUUAAUGGCCGGGGUCAUUACGUGUAACCGCGACGAUUUAGCCAAGGUGAGUCAGGAUCUAUUACACAAAAAGAAUUAA